UUAUUAUACCAAUGGUACCAAUGUUUACCAAUGGUAGUUACCACUGGUAAACUUUUUUGCAGGCCGACCACAUUCACGUUAGGAUUGGUAGCGCGGGAUUUUCGUUCAUUAGUGGGAUCGUUAAAAAUGGCGGAAAACACAGUGCACGCGAAUGUGAGAGACAUUUCGGAUGUAGUUUUGCCUCUUCAGUUGGAAAUAAAAGGGAAAAACUUUAAAUUUCUGGUCAGGGGAAAAGAUUUGAAGUAUUUAUCGGAUCAUGUCGAUGAAGUUAAGGAAGAGUUGACUGGUCUUAUACCAUUAGAUGAAGUCCCAGAUGACCCUAUAUAUUUUACUUUUAUCAACGGAAAUGUCCACAUCCCUGAAGUGGUUUUAAGGAAAUUUAAAGAACACAAAAGUAAAGAUGAAGAUCAGAACAAUAACAUGGACGUGACAGCGGUUCAAGAAGAUAAUGAUGGCGAAUUAGAAAACUACUGUGAAACAGGAGCUGACAAUGUUGAAAGUGACUCAGAGGGAGAAUGCAAAUCAAGAUUUGAAUGGAAAUUGUCAACGACAAAAAAGCUGCUAGCUACACUCAAAGAUAAAAAGAAAAAACAGGAAUCUUUUUCGAAAAAUGCAUGGAAAAAGGUGGCGGAAUCGAUGAGUGGAGGAGGAAAGAAGAGUCCCUCGCCAGAUCAGUGUAGAGAAAAGUUCUACUCUAUGAGAAGAGCUUACCGAAAAUAUUUAACGGAAAAGAAAAAAACAGGAAACGGCAGGCCAAAGCCAUUCCUACUUGAAAUGGAAAUGCAUGACAUAUUACAUGAUGACCCAGCUUUUAACCCACCAAUUGUGAAGAGCUCAUUAGGAACUGAAGAGACCAGUUCUACCAUAGUCUUAGGAGGAGAGGACACCAGUUCAGACAGCUGCUGCAGCAGUGAAAAUGAGAAAAAAGCUCAAAAGAAAAAAGGCAAUGAGUUAGUUGAGUACCUAAAAGACAGGGAUGAGAAAUUUCUCAAUGCGUUCCAAAACAUGCAGGAAAAAACAAACAAAUUAAUGGAGAAACUGAUUGAAAAGUUGUAAAAAUUGAGGAAGAAUUUGAGAAGAAAUUCCUUCUAGAUACUUUUUUUUACACAAAUUCUAUGUGGUGCAUUUUUUCUUUUUUUUUUUUGUUAUUGUUAUCUUGUUUAUUUGUUGUUUAUUUAUAUCAAC
Molecule: messenger RNA, 1185 nt
Organism: Saccostrea cuccullata (small rock oyster)
Lineage: Eukaryota; Metazoa; Mollusca; Bivalvia; Ostreida; Ostreidae
Exons: 2
Coding region: 31-1056 (341 amino acids)
Source: RefSeq, a predicted model, not a curated record